This is a messenger RNA of Gavialis gangeticus (Gharial), 4942 nucleotides long. It is a transcript of the gene KDSR, whose product is annotated as 3-ketodihydrosphingosine reductase. Gene Ontology annotation, cellular component: endoplasmic reticulum membrane. The record is from RefSeq and is a predicted model, not a curated record. Lineage: Eukaryota; Metazoa; Chordata; Crocodylia; Gavialidae. Gene Ontology annotation, biological process: sphingolipid biosynthetic process. Gene Ontology annotation, molecular function: 3-dehydrosphinganine reductase activity. The transcript has 10 exons. The coding region runs from base 48 to 1049 and encodes 333 amino acids.
CGAGCUACCUGCCCCGGGCGCCGGCACCGCCCCGCCCCGCCCGCGCUAUGCUGCUGCUGCUGGCGGCCGCGCUGCUCGUGGCCUUCGUGCUGCUGCUCUACAUGGUGUCGCCGCUCAUCAGCCCCAAGCCGCUCAAGCUGCCCGGCGCCCAUGUCGUGGUAACUGGGGGUUCCAGUGGAAUUGGAAAAUGUGUUGCUAUUGAAUGCUAUAAGCAGGGUGCAUUUAUAACUCUCAUUGCAAGAAAUGAGAACAAGCUGUUGCAGACAAAGAAAGAAAUAGAAAAAUACUCUGUAAAUGACAAACAGGUUGUGCUUUGUAUAUCUGUUGAUGUGUCUAAAGACUAUGGACAUGUGGAGAACGUCCUGAAACAAGCUCAGGAGAAAUUGGGACCAGUUGACAUGCUUGUUAACUGUGCUGGAACUUCAAUUACAGGAAAAUUUGAAGAUCUUGAAAUGAAUUGUUUUGAAAACUUAAUGGCCGUCAACUACCUGGGUAGUGUUUACCCAAGCCGUGCAGUAAUUCCUACCAUGAAGGAAAGAAGGAUGGGAAGGAUUGUGUUUGUAUCAUCUCAAGCUGGACAGCUGGGGCUGUUUGGUUACACAGCUUAUUCUCCAACAAAGUUCGCUCUUCGAGGAUUGGCUGAAGCGCUGCAAAUGGAGGUAAAGCCUUAUAACAUCUACAUAACAGUUGCCUAUCCUCCUGACACUGACACACCUGGCUUUGCAGAAGAAAGUAAAACCAAGCCUCUAGAGACCAAACUAAUUUCGGAAACGUCAUCUGUGUGCCAAGCAGAACAGGUGGCCAGAAUUAUUGUCAAAGAUGCCAUACAAGGGAAUUUUAACAGUUCUGUUGGUUCAGAUGGUUACAUGCUGUCAAUACUGACCAGUGGAAUGUCACCAGUAACUUCCAUUACUGAAGGGCUUCAGCAGAUGGUUUGCAUGGGCAUUUUUCGCAUUGUUGGUUUGUUUUACCUAGGAAGUUUUGAUAGCAUAGUUCGUCGCUGCAUGAUACAAAGGGAAAAAUCUGAAAGCACAGAUAAAACUGAAUAACUUUCCUUGAAUCAGAAGGUCACAUAAUAUUGGACAGCUUGCUGCUAAAUUGGACUGAAUUUCUUACCUGAAGACUAGAAUAAAGGCAUUUGGAUAUGUGAUGGAUGAGUUCGUGUGAAAAGCAAAUAAAAGAAAACAAAAGUACAACCCCAGAAAAUGCCAAACUAUGCAAAAGUAUGAAAGAGAACUAGAUUUUAAAGAUUUUUUUUUUCAGUGGUUUAAAUUGCAGUAAUGUUUGAGGUUUGUUCAAGAAGAGUAGAAUUUCAUAGUGAGGUAUUGCUGGUAAUUCUGGACAAAUACUUCGGUUUUCUUAUUUUGGUGGUGCUUACAGGUAAGAAUGAAUACCAUGACGCGCUCAACUGAAGAAGUUUUGAACUCCCCUUGCUAACUGGGACUUCCAAGACCACAUUUUAAUUUGAAUGAUAACUUUUUCUCAUUGACAGUAAGUCUGAAGAUCUGUCUGUCAGUAAUGGCUUCUUUUGCUAUAUUCAUCGUGCACCAUUAUGAUGGGUAUGGGAACCUUAAAUGGUGGAAAUUCUUGUAUGAUCCAAGCCUUCUCAGUGUGGGACUAGUUAAGAGGUAUGCUAUACUGAUGCAUACUCUCUAAAGGGAGAUGAAGAACCCAUUUCCUACAGAGAAACGCUAGGAGAUACAAUUUUUUCUGGCUUCCUGAUAUAUAGCGUCUUAAAAAUAGAAAAUCAAAUCAUUAGUACAUAAGUGUUUAAAAUGGCCGUGAAAGUCAUAAUUGUUUGAAUACUUAUAAUCUUCUAAUUUAUUCCCUUUCCUUUUGUUUUGCCAGUUUUGCUCUGGAGAGGAAGGUAGCUUCCGAUGCUGUCAUUGUGCACAUUUUUAAAAAGACUGCAAACAAUGAGCCAAAUGAUGAUAGAAUUGGUUGUAAUUAAAGUGUAAAAAUAGCAGAUACUCUUCCAGUAGCAGGAAUGUAGCUUUCACAGUGUCAAAGUGGUAUUCCAGGUUAAUUGUUAUUCCUGGAUAUGAAUACACUCUUUUUUUUAGGAUGGCAAGGUCUGGUUUAAAAGUACUCUCUCUCUGUUUUAGCUGUUGCUAUAUGUACAUUGUAAUGAGUCAAUUUUGUUCUACAUCUGUACCAGAGGACAGUGAAUACAACAGUAUCUUCUAACAAUUUAAAGUUUCUAACAUUGAAAAUGCUUUGUUUAUAACAAUGAUGGUAUAAAGAGGGUGCAGUAUAUACUGUUCAUUUAAUGGACGAUUACAGUAAGUGCCUAUGAUGAGUCUUUUUGCAAAAGCUGCAUCCUUCUUAUUUGUUAGCACUGCUACAUCUUAGAUGUCAGAUUUUCCAUGAUCAAUCAGAAGUCUAAAUUUAAAACUGCUAGUAAAAUUUGGUAUUUGCACUUGACAAGAAAUGGUUUUCUAACCAGAUAUUUGACAAAAUUGCUGCUGUUUUUAAUGAGAGAGCAUUUGCAUAAUUUUAAACCCUCUUCCUAAAGAAUUGUUUAAUGGGAUGCUGUAGGAUAAUUUUGUAUUUUGAUCAUUAAUUGUGGAAGAACUUCAAAUGUAACAGCAAAGCUUUUCCUCCACCCAGUGUAAUUGAUCCAUUUUUACUUUUGGUUUUUUUUGCACUGGCACAGUUCAUUUUACAAGGUUCAUUUUACAAAUACAUAGAAGAAAAUUCAUACUGGCCGGCAAAACAUUUUAAACCAUUUCACUCUCCUUGGGAUGUAGAUUAGGUUUUGUGAGAUGUUUACAAAACCUAAAGUUUGGGUCCCUGCCAACUAGUGUCUCUAAAUAAAUAUGUUUGAAGUUGUGCAUGCCUCUAAUCAUAUGAUUAGUUUUGAGAAUAGUAAGUGUUGUUGCAUUUCUAAACAGCUGAGUUUCUUACAGCAGAAUAAUCUGUUCUGCAUAUACAUUAACUAUCUUAUGCUGCUUAAUACAGAUUGCAUAUUACAAAGCAUUUAGGAUAACCUCUGUGAUCGAUGUCUCCAUGGUUAUUCAAAGCCAACACAGCUAUGCUGUUAGGAUCCUAUGAUCUCUCUUAUUAAUGUGUAGGUUUCAGAUAUGAAUCAAAUGCAUGAUUUAUUUAAAUGUUUUUAAGUCAAUUACUGAACUAAAGAGCAUGUGACUUGCAUCAGAAGCAUAAAGGCCAAGUUUUCUAAAUAACUAGAGAUCCUGAGUGCCUCAGUUUCUCAGUGCUGAACUUGACAUGGUAAAGGAUACUUACUUUUCUAAAGAAAGUGCUGAGAGCAAAUUUAAAGUUUCUCAAACUGGGCUUUGACUAACUAGUCACUUUGUAAAUCUUGGAUGUAGAUGAUGAAUUAUGAGGCAGAGGUGUUUUAAGAAGUAAGAGACUAUUGGAUGAAUUUGAUACUAUGAUCCACUCGUGCAGAGGCUUAAGCUUAUAUGUAACACUGCAUAUUCAGUAAAGCUUCUUACUGUAUGGAAGUCUCUAUAGAUUGGAUCUUCUGGCUAUUGAAGUUGCUUGAACCAAGUUAAAAAAGCCCUCAACAUCCAAGGGUUACUUCUUUUUGCUGGUGCAAACUACUGCACUUGGCUUACUUACUAAUUGACAGACUUCACAUGCAUUAGUAUUAUGACAUUUUGUAAUCGAAUUCAGUAAUUGGUUACAGUAGGGGUGUCAAACAGAUGGCCCACAGGUGGAAUUCAGCCCACAGAGCCAGGUCAUCUGGUCCACAGACUUUUUGUCCCAAUCCUGGCUGUGAUAAGCGACCUUCCUAGUGCAGCAGCCAGCCACCCAGGCAGCAGCCACUGGGAUCAAGCCCAGUAUUGUGGCUGAUUCCUGUCAGCAGCCAAGCACCCAUGAUACCAGGUUUCUUUCUGCAGUGCUGCUGGGACUCCAGUGUUGCGGCUUGUGGCCAGGCACUUGAUUGUAGCUGUGGGAAGAAGCAGCAGUGCCAGACUUCACACGGUGCUGCUGGGGCACCUGCUUGGCUGCCAGGCACAUGAGUGAAAAUAGUAGCAGUGGAGGUCCAGCAGCACCACAGCUUGUUUCUGUGGCAGUAGCAAAGUACCUAGGAUGCCAGGCUCUUUCUCCACUGGGUCCCUGAUUGGCUAUAGCAGGUGCCACAUGUUGUGUCUUGUCCUGGACCAACCAGAGUGGGCACUGUGUACUAGAUCUCAUGUGCAGGGCAAGGGGAAUACAUGGGCCUGACCCAGCCAAGAGGGUUGGUCCCACACCAUUCAUCCAGCCUGUGGACUGGUCCCAAACUGCUUAUCUGGCCUGCGGGGCCAGAUGACUUUUAUACCCCUGGGUUACAAGAAUCUAAAAUGUUUUAACCUAAAUUUCUGUUUUUUAAGUUACUGUAACAAAUAGUAACCUACGCAUUUUUAAGGUGGGAGGGAGCUGAAAACAAGAGUACUAUGCAAACUUGCCUACAGGUUCUUACUUGCAGCUAAAUUUAAUAAAGAAACCUGCAUCUAAAAACUUCAGUAGUGAAAUUGAUCUGUGAAGAAUCAAACAAAACAACCUUUUACCACCUUUUGUCAAAUGACCAUAAUUUAAUCACUAGUGCCAUAACUAGUCAACAUCAUAUGCCUUUUCUUGAUCAGUUUUCAACUUAGUUUAGGUUUGAGAGUUGAACCAAAAAUGUUUCUCUUCCAUUCCAUGUAGCUUCUAAUUACUGUUUUAAAUUCAGACUUAAUCAUAACAUUACACAAGCUAUAUUUUUCUGUAGGGUGUUUAUGUGCAAUUUAAGUAAUUUAAUAUUUUACUAAAAUAUAAUUAAACUGUAAGGUUGUUUGCUGUGAAAAACUCUAGGCACUUUUAAAUGGUAACAAUGUAUAGGAUUAUUUUUAAAACAUUCCAUCUUGUGCUUGUUCAUAAGUACUUUUUGUGCUGAAACUGUAAACUAAUUUUCGUAUUUUGUAUUUCUCAAAAUAAAUGGAGGACCAAGGAAGCA